AUGUCGUCCUCAAUCAACAUCAUUCCCACAAAGCUAGGUCAAAACAUCUACGCCCAGGGUCCCUCACCUCAGGCACUCUCCUUGACGAACCGCCUGCUGCAGGAGAACCACGACACGCUGCACAUCUUUUUCCGCGACCUCAACGGCCACAACCACCUGGCCCAUAACCUUCUGACCAGGCUUGUUCUCGGUGCAACUCCAGAGCAACUGCAAGCUGCCUACGACGAUGACCUGCCAACUCAGCGCGCCAUGCCGCCUCUCGACCCUGUGAUCGUCGACAAGCUCUCGGAUAAGAGCUACUUCGAGUCCCAGAUCACAAAGACGAGCCAGUAUACCAAUUUUCUGCGCUUCUUCGAGAAGGAAAUAUUCCGUCAGGGCUCGUGGAAAGACGCCGUGAACGAGUAUGUCUUCUCCCGCUCGCCUAUCGCAAAGAAAAUCCUGCCUCUCAUGUACGACGGGGCCUACCAUCCCAUCAUCCAUCUUGGCCUUGGAGUCGAGUUCGAACAACCAGGUGUUAUCGCCGAGGCAUUGGCGCAAGCUGCAGCGCAUGACUCGUUCGGGACGGACUAUUUCUUCCUCGAGGUUGAAAAGCGAGCGGCCGAACAAAAUGGAGAAGGCGAGUCUCUAGUGAACUUGCUGCAGAGGAUUAGACAUACUCCAAAGCUCGUUGAAGCCGGACGCGUCCAGGGUCUCAUCGGGACCAUGAAGAUGAAAAGUUCUAUCCUCAUCAAUGUAGCCGACGAGAUUAUCGACAUUACCUCGCGGUUCAAAGUCACCAAGAAGAACUUGGAGGAGAAGACUGCGGAGAUGCUGAAUCUCUGCGCUUAUAUGGCAGGCGCCGCGCAAAGAAUCAAGGAUAGCUGCCAGCCCAAGAUCGACUUUUUCUUCAUGCAUUGCGUGACCAGCAGUCUGUUUUUCUCAGUGCUCAUCCGCCAGGAUUGGAUCGCUAUGCAGGAUAAAGUCCGGCUUGUCGAGUGGAAAGGACGGCUUGAUUUGAUGUGGUAUGCUGUUUGUGGUGCUCCAGAUCUUGACAUUGAGUUCGUUAGAGGAUACAAGGGGGAGAAGACUGGGGAUAUGAGCUGGGAGGAGUUGUUCCGGGUAGUCAAUCAGCAGCAUGAUGAUGGACAUGUGGCCAAGGUUGUGAGGGCGUUGAAGAAUGGGGAGGAGAUUUGCGGCCGGUUUGAGAAUCAAGAUGAGUUCUUGGUCAAGGGAGACAUGUGGUUGAAGAUUGCGAAGAUGGCGUAUGAGACCACGAUUGAGACCAGUAUGCAGAAUCGAUGGGUGCUGAUGGCGGGCCUGGAGGGGGCCUGGAAGGAAUUCGAGGUGUAA
Messenger RNA from Aspergillus mulundensis, 1329 nucleotides. It is a transcript of the gene tpcI, whose product is annotated as questin oxygenase tpcI. The transcript has a single exon. Bases 1 to 1329 code for a protein of 442 amino acids. The record is from RefSeq and is a predicted model, not a curated record. Lineage: Eukaryota; Fungi; Ascomycota; Eurotiomycetes; Eurotiales; Aspergillaceae. Gene Ontology annotation, molecular function: oxidoreductase activity.